Messenger RNA from Lasiodiplodia theobromae, 651 nucleotides. RefSeq lists its product as uncharacterized. The coding region runs from base 1 to 651 and encodes 216 amino acids. The transcript is spliced from 3 exons. NCBI's taxonomy places the organism in Eukaryota, Fungi, Ascomycota, Dothideomycetes, Botryosphaeriales, Botryosphaeriaceae. The record is from RefSeq and is a predicted model, not a curated record. Gene Ontology annotation, molecular function: antiporter activity. Gene Ontology annotation, cellular component: trans-Golgi network; Golgi apparatus; endosome.
AUGCUAAAGGCUACGACCGCCAUAGCAACACUACUAGCCUCGUGGGCUCUCCGAGUAGCUCCAGUAAACCUCUCCACCCUCGGCAAAGUCUUCAUUAUUGUCAUCGGCGUCGUCAUCGCAUCCUUCGGUGAGAUCAAACUUGACAUGCUUGGAGUCUUCAUCCAGAUGUCCGGCAUCGUUUUCGAAGCCAUUCGGCUGGUGAUGGUGCAGAAACUGCUUAGCUCAUCCGAUUUCAACAUGGACCCGCUGGUUUCUCUCUACUACUUCGCUCCCGCUUGCGCUCUCAUGAACGGCGUUGCGACCCUUAUUUGGGAGCUGCCUACGUUGGCGAUGGCAGACAUCUACAGAGUCGGACCCUUGAUCCUACUUGCCAACGCCUGCGUCGCUUUCCUUCUUAACGUUUCUGUUGUCUUUUUGAUAGGCAAGACUUCUGCGGUCGUCCUGACUCUAUGCGGUGUCCUCAAGGACAUUCUACUCGUCUUUGCUUCUAUUAUCAUCUUUGAGGAUCCAGUGACGCUGACACAAGCGUUCGGAUAUUCGAUUGCUCUCUGUGGCCUGGUCUGUCACAAGCUCGGGGAGACGAUGAGGGGCAGCAUCGUAUCAGCCAAGACUACGCACGUGUGGACUCUCCUAAAGAUUCUCUUGAAGUAG